AUGCAUUUCAUGACUGUUGCUUCCGAUGUUUUUUCAUUAUAUUAUAUUAUAGUAACCGGCAAAGUGCAAAUGUGCAACAGCACCUUCAAUGCAUAUGAAGGGGAUAUCAACUACAUACUUCCAAAUGAUGAAGAGAAAAAACUUCAAGAAUGGCUUAGUGCCCCAAACUCCUCCAUCAAUUACACUACAGCUUUGAAUAAGAGAACACCUGGAACAGGGGUAUGGAUCUUUGAUCAUCUAAUUUACAAUGCAUGGAGAGAGGAACAUGGAAUUCUAUGGAUUCAAGGCAAAGCUGGAUCAGGAAAGACAGUUCUACUUUCCACCAUAAUUGAAAAUCUCAGCAAAAAUUCCCCAAGUCAAGUUUUUUAUCACUACUUUGAUGGAUUUUUGUUGUCACUGGUGUAUUCAAUGGGGUUCCAAGAUGGUAGAGUGCACUCUUCACUCAAUGAUUUACAUGAGCAGUCCAAAAAGGCAUGGCCAAAAGCACAACCAAGUAAUCUGGAUUUGGAAGAUACUUUGAAAAAGAUGAUCAAUCCCUUGUAUCUGAGCUCAUACAGGGUAUUUCUGGUCAUAUUUGGGUUGUUAUCACAAGCCGAAAUCAACCUCAAUAUGUAG
Messenger RNA from Lentinula edodes (shiitake mushroom), 615 nucleotides. RefSeq lists its product as uncharacterized. The record is from RefSeq and is a predicted model, not a curated record. The coding region runs from base 1 to 615 and encodes 204 amino acids. NCBI's taxonomy places the organism in Eukaryota, Fungi, Basidiomycota, Agaricomycetes, Agaricales, Omphalotaceae. The transcript has 7 exons.